Molecule: messenger RNA, 902 nt
Organism: Macroventuria anomochaeta
Lineage: Eukaryota; Fungi; Ascomycota; Dothideomycetes; Pleosporales; Didymellaceae
Exons: 1
Source: RefSeq, a predicted model, not a curated record
CACAUCAGCCCCAGCUACAAUGAUGGCAACAAUGUCCUCUUCAAGCUACACGCGCCCAACACUGAUGACAAUGGGCAGCCUGGCUUCUUUGCCCAACUUGCAAUCGAUGCCUGCGCCGUAAUUGCGGAAGACUAUGCCGACCAAGGCUGGCUGUUGCUGUCGCGGGACGGGCAGCGCCCCAAUCAACCCACCAGCACGCUGCGCCAACGUAGCUACUAUUUCCACCUCAAGGCCGCCGAUGUUCUGUAUGCCAACGUCCCUAACUUCCGUCAGUGGAGUUACCCACACGACCGCCUUACCCCACACCGGCAACAGCUGGCUCGCGACUUGAACACCGUCCCGUCUAGCAUCACACUUACACCCUCUAACCUGACGAGCGCCCUGGUCAUCUGCAACGGCUCGUGUGGCCUCAGCGGAUGCUGCGAGCAGCUGCAGAUUGCACGUGUCGUACCCCAGUCCGAACUGGACUGGUGGAGGGCCAACGACAUGUCGUGAUACAACACGGGCUUGGCAGCCACGCUCGAUGACACCGCGAACGCGCUACUCUUGCGCGCCGACCUGCACAUCGCCUUUGACAAGCCCCUUGUUGCUUCGGUCCCAAGCCAGCCACCGAUGGCAACAUGCGACUCGAUGCGCAUUUGCUUGAACACUUGCCCGAGCUCGAGCACCUCUACCACAACCGCCAGCUGCACCCCACCGCAGUCGGCGUCGACACGCUGUACGCGCGCUUUGCAUGGUCCGUCUUCACGCUGCUCAAUGCAUUCCUUAAGUGUAGAAUUGACCGGUGUCUCGCCUUGCGUACUUUUGGUGCGCGCUUAGCAGAUGCGCGGGGCUUCGUUCCUGCCGUUAAUUGCAAACUUUUCUCAACCGCUGCGACAAGAAACGUUCCCAAAGCCCGAAGA